Messenger RNA from Trichophyton rubrum CBS 118892, 1065 nucleotides. RefSeq names its product glucosamine-6-phosphate deaminase. Gene Ontology annotation, cellular component: cytoplasm. The record is from RefSeq and is a predicted model, not a curated record. Gene Ontology annotation, biological process: N-acetylneuraminate catabolic process; carbohydrate metabolic process; N-acetylglucosamine catabolic process. The coding region runs from base 1 to 1065 and encodes 354 amino acids. The transcript is spliced from 5 exons. NCBI's taxonomy places the organism in Eukaryota, Fungi, Ascomycota, Eurotiomycetes, Onygenales, Arthrodermataceae. Gene Ontology annotation, molecular function: glucosamine-6-phosphate deaminase activity; identical protein binding.
AUGAGAGUGAUCAUCAGAAAGGACCCGGUGGCUGUGUCUGAAUACAUAGCAGACUACAUCGUCAGCCGCAUCAAUGCGUUUUCACCAUCGACUGCUAGGCCGUUUGUGCUUGGCUUGCCGACUGGAAGCAGUCCCGAGAUCGUAUAUAGGAUUCUAGUCCAGCGGUACAAAGCUGGCCAGAUAUCCUUCAAAAAUGUUGUUACAUUCAACAUGGAUGAAUAUGUUGGAUUGCCUCGGGACCAUCCGCAGAGUUACCACAGCUUCAUGUACAACAAUCUCUUUGCCCAUAUCGACAUACCACCCCGAAACAUCCACAUUCUAGAUGGAAAUGCCCCUGAUCUUACCAAAGAAUGUCAAAACUUCGAGGCAAAGAUCGCCAAAGCAGGCGGCAUCGACCUCUUCCUAGGUGGAGUUGGUCCAGACGGUCACAUUGCCUUUAACGAACCUGGAUCCAGUCUCAGUUCUCGCACCAGAGUCAAGACCCUGGCCUACGACACCAUCCUUGCCAACUCCCGCUUCUUCAACAAUGAUCUGUCCCAAGUGCCUCGCACUGCACUGACAGUCGGCAUCAAGACCAUUAUGGAUGCGCGAGAGGUUGUCAUCGUCGUGACUGGCGUACACAAAGCUAAGGCCCUGCAAAAGGGCAUUGAAGGAGGCGUUAACCAUAUGUGGACCCUCUCCGCUCUCCAGCUACACCAGCACCCUCUCAUCGUAGCUGAUGAAGAUGCAACUCUCGAGCUAAAGGUGAAAACAGUCAAGUACUUUGAAAGUAUCGAGCUCUCCGGUACCGACGCACGCACUCAGGGCCCUCCCCUCGUUCAAUUCACAAAGCCAUACGUGCCCGUGGCUCCACCGGCAGACCUCAGCACCCCCGUCGGCUCGAGAAAAGGCCUCAAAAUCGACACUGCCUUCAAUGCCAAAGAUAGCGAUCCGGACGAGCUCACGCCCGACAGCAUGUCUUCGCGCAUCGUCGACUCUGCCAUUGCGGGCCUGGAUGAAACCAUGAACCGUGGUGGAGAUCUGAUUUUCGACCGCAUGGGCUCUCGAAUUCCCACACAGGGAUGA